UUCGCGACAUCUCCGAGUUCCGACAGAACGACCCCUUCGCAAAUUUCCCGCUGCCUGCGGCGUGCUGGACCCCUUCGUAUGACCAUAUUUUCUGUGGGAACUCCCUUCGAAGGUCACACCGACAUUGUCAGAGGUCUAGCACUUUCAUCCGACUGCACUUUCCUUGCCAGCUCUUCAGACGAUAACACCGUCAAGCUCUGGGCCUUCGAGUCCCGCCAACUCCUCGCUUCCUUCGACGUUCAACGUCCCCGUGCCCUUGUCCUCUCACCCGACUUGCGCCAACUAGCUUACGUGACAUCCAGCCCGACGGACUCCCGCCAACUUGAACGUACUUACCCGAGGUACAUUGGCUACGAGAUCCACAUAUGCAACAUUCCACCCGACGUCCUUGCUCAGACCAGUGCACAAAACAAGCCAACCCUCACUGAUGUACUAAGAUCUGACGCAACUCGUCGUCGUCCUGCUAUGCGCCACAGACCACCAAUACAUGCCAUACCUAUGUCGCAAAGACCACCGCCUGCAAUCAACCCUCAUCAACCCAUUUUGCUUCGCCUCCGUAACAUCUUCCCUUCUCUUCUAGCACAAACGCAGUUCUGGCUGUUCAGAACAAUCAGACUCGGGUUCCUCUAGAUUUCCCUGCUACAUCCGCCCUACCAUCCAAUGCCGCCCUCUCAGUGCAGCCCACAGCUCGGAUUGAGGUUGUCAGUCCUCCAUGUUUUGGAAAAAACUUGCGGUGUAACUGAACGUGCAUCCAGUUCGAAUUAAGUUCUCCGCGUCCCCCCUCGAACGGAGUCGCCCAAUUUAUGCGGGAGCAGCUUUUUUUGCUUGUUCCAAGGCAUGGUAAUGGGCCGCCAGUUAUUAAUGUCGCGGCCGGGCGGAAGUUCACUGUAACAUACAUGUUAUUACCUCUGAGUGCCUUUUGCUUAUU
Molecule: messenger RNA, 928 nt
Organism: Suillus clintonianus
Lineage: Eukaryota; Fungi; Basidiomycota; Agaricomycetes; Boletales; Suillaceae
Exons: 4
Coding region: 79-630 (183 amino acids)
Molecular function (GO): protein binding
Source: RefSeq, a predicted model, not a curated record